This is a messenger RNA of Fomitopsis serialis, 6021 nucleotides long. RefSeq lists its product as uncharacterized. The transcript is spliced from 23 exons. The record is from RefSeq and is a predicted model, not a curated record. Lineage: Eukaryota; Fungi; Basidiomycota; Agaricomycetes; Polyporales; Fomitopsidaceae. Gene Ontology annotation, molecular function: structural constituent of nuclear pore. The coding region runs from base 56 to 5599 and encodes 1847 amino acids. Gene Ontology annotation, cellular component: nuclear pore. Gene Ontology annotation, biological process: protein import into nucleus; mRNA export from nucleus.
CGCUCACCCACCUUUCCCCUCCUACCCCUCCUCAGGAAGGCCUGCCAGCCCUGAGAUGAUGAAGACCAGACGAAAAAGCAAGGCAGCAGCUGCUGCCGCGGCCGAGGCAGCCGCUACCCAGGAGAACUCGACGAGGGAGAACUCUCCCGCACCUACUCCAGCCACACACGAUGCUACCAUGACCGUCGUCGUUCCAGACGACGUUGACAUCAAUGUUCUCUCUGGCUUGUUGCCGGAGAUUGACCUGCAGAUGCCCUCACCAGACGCGAUCGUCGCUCUGUAUCGCCUCGUGGCCGCCCAGGCUUCCGAUAAUGACGCCACUCAGCGGGAGCUCGAGGAGGCUCGUGCUGACAUUGACCGCAAGAAUGUAGAGCUUGAGCAGGCGUUGCAGGACAAGGAGUCUGCGAGUGCCGAACUUGAGAGUACCCUCGACUCUGUGCGAAGGGAACUUGAGCAGGUCAAACGAGAGAAAGACGAACUUGCCGCCUCCCGUGCUUCUCUGCAAGCUCAGAUUUCUACGCUAUCGACUACGCAGUCGACCUCCUCUGUGGAGGUUGAGACGUUGAAACACCGGAUCGAAGACGCGGGACGGGAGAAGCGGGACCUCGUCACUGUUGUUAGCAGGCUUAAGGAUGACAGCGCACAGCGCGAAGAGGAAAUCCAGACCCUUCGCACCAACCUCAAGCAAGCAAGGCAAGAACACCAGACAUUGGAGAGUCAAGUGCGCGAACUACGUUCGGCGGAGACUGCCACCAAGUUCAAGGUCGACUCGCUCAACCAGCAGCUGCAACUAUCUCAAGAACACGCCGAGCGGACGUCCAACGACCUCAACGUCAAGGUCGAGGAGUUCGCCCAGUACCGUCGCACGAAGCAUGCCGAGUUCGCGCAGCUGCAGGCCUCGCACGACUCGCUCCUCCAGAGAAACGAUGUCACGACGAGCCAGCUCAAGGCACUCCAGUCCGCGCAUUCCGCGCAGUCUCACCAGCUCACGCAGGCACUCGCGAGGGUGCAAAUGCUUCAGGGCCAGCUCGCAGAACAGGAGGCUACCUUCUCCGGUGAGGCCGCUAGCCUGAAGAGACUCGUGGAGAUGAUGGAAGCGCGCGAGGCUCAGGCCAAGGCUAUCGUUGAGGGCAUCGAGCAGGAUUACGCAGGCAUCAACGAGCGCGCGGGCCGACGGGAGGCAGCGCUGAAGGACGAGAUUGAGGAGCAACGCCAGCGCGCGGAGCAGGCGGAGAGGCGGAUGGAGGAGCUUGAGGCGGUCAUGGAGCGGCUGGACAGAGGCGAGUUCCCCAUGCCGUCGUUCAGCUCGGAGGCGCUGCAGGGCACACCGCGUACGCCUGCUCGCACGCCGGGCACGCCGUCGAUGAUGAAUGGCACGCCGGACUUCCUCUCGCAGAGCAUGAUGGGCCUGAGCCCGACGGUCGCGAUGGCGAGUCGGGUGCAGAGGAAUGGGAAGACGUUCACGGAGGUCUAUGCCGACUAUGUCCGGUUGCAAGAGGACUACGCUCGGAAGUCGGCGGAGUUCGACAACAUGGAUCGGACGCUAUCUGCUGUCCUGGCGCAGAUCGAGGAGAGGGCACCUAUCUUGUCCCAGCAACGCGCAGAGUACGAACGUCUGCAGCAAGAAGCUACACAACUCGCGUCGCAGCUUUCGCAAGCACUCAAUGAGCGCGACUCGUAUGCCCAGUCUUCCGAGGAGAACGCGCAGAAGCUCACGAAGAGCUCGCGCGAGAACGACCUUCUCCAGAAGCAACUCAAUGACCUCGGAAGACAGAUCCGUGUCCUGCUCAAGGAGCUCGGUCGCAACCAGGACCCCACUAUCCCGUCCGACGCGGAGCUCGGACUCGACGAGAACCCGAGACCCGCGGAGAACAUCGAGGAGGUCAUUACGAACCAUCUCGUCCUCUUCCGCUCGAUUCCUCAGCUCCAGGAGCAAAACCAGAAGUUGCUCAGGGUUGUCCGGGAUCUUGGUGCUAAGAUGGAAUCGGAGGAGAAGGAGUAUCGGGACGCUCUGGAGCGGGAACAGAGCGAAGCUGUCAGGGAGGCACACGAGGCGAUCAAGCAGCUUCAAGAGCAGCUCGAGAGCCAGGCCAAGAACAGCGAAGUGACUAUCCAGGCGUACAUGAAGGAGCGCGACUCGCUUAGGACCAUGCUCUCGCGGGAACGUUCCGGCCAACCGGCUGCCAUCCCUAAUGGGGAUGUCAACGACGAUUUGGAGAAGGAGCUUGCUGAGGUUCAGAGCCAGUUCGAGGCGUACAAGAACGAGAUGGGCGUGGACUCGGUCCAUGUGAGAGAUGAGGCAGUCUUGGCUCAGCGCGAAGCAAACCAGCUGCGUAUAUCCCUUGCUAAGGCGAACGCGAAGGUCGAGUUCCUCGACGAGCGUCACCGCAUGAUCCAAGAACAGUCCGUCGUACAGGGCCGCGAACUGGAUAGCCUCUCGAAGCGCAAUCAAGCUCUCUAUGACCAGUACAUGCGCAUCGACAUCGAGUGCAACCGUGUCUCGGAAGAUCUGCACAUUGCUAAUGGACAUGUUGAUCAGCUGCGCAAUGAGUGCGCUAACCUCCGUGCUGAGAAGAAGAUCUGGCAGACCAUUCAAGGCCGUCUGGAAGAGGAUAAUCGUGUCCUCAAGGUCGAACGCGCCCAUUUAUCAGAUCUUAUGCAGAACGUGCAGCAGAUGCACAGCGACCUGGAGCGCUCUGGCGAGAACGACCGUCGUCGAUUAGAGAGUCAGAUUCAAAUGCUCGAGAACCAGACUCAAGAUCUCCGGGCACAGCUGUUGGCGGAACGCGAAUCUCUCAGGCAUGUCUCUCUGCAGAAGGACAUUGAGGUCAAGGAGUUGCAAUCCCGCAUUGAGAAGACGACCCGCGAAAACCUUGUCGCAGCGGAGACAAGCAGGAAGCACCUCGAGGAGCGCGUUGAGGAGCUAACUAGGCAUCUACAUGGCAAUGAGGAGAAGCUUGCCGUGUAUGAGCGCCGUGCCCCCAGUGUCAAUGGCGUUCCCACUCAACGCAAUGGCGAAGACCUGACCCGGGAACAACAGCUGGAGGCAGAAGUUGCCGAUCUUCGUUCUGCCUUGAAGGUGGCUCAAGUGGAUCUGUCCACGGCGAGAAAUCAUGUCCAGCAGUUCCAAGAGAUCAGUCAAGCGAACGAGACUGCCUUGGCCACCUUGAACGCUAGCUACGAUGAAUACAAGUCUUCGACAGAGGCUGAGCUCACGAAACGUGCUUCCGAGUUCAAUGCCUUGCAAGCGCAGUUGCAGGCUGUGCAGCAGGAGCUCGGUCAGCUGUCACAGAAGAACGCGGACUACAGCGCACUUGGAGUCCGAACGACGCUCGAGGAUACUAUCAUCGACAUGAGCACGUCUGAGAGGAAUACCGAAAACGAUCGCGUCUCGCGCGAGACUGAUGUAAGGCAGCAAGAGGAGCGAGCACGGGCCGCUGAGGAGCGCUAUGCGAGUGAAGUGGUCGCUCACGCCGAAGCACUCAAGACGAUCACAGACCUCAAAGAUCAGCUCGCUAAGACUCGUGCCAUCGCUCGUGAAAACCAGACCGUGUCCGAGACCGCGCGAGCCAAGCUAGCAGCUUCUGAAUCGACUCUGGACAAGGAAAUUGCGGACCUCAACACUAGAUGCAAAGAACUCAACACUCAGAACACUCUACUCCAUCAGCAUCUUGAGUCUGUCAGCUCGCAAGCGGCGCGUAUCAGACAGGCUGCAGACACUUCGGAUCCUACGCCGGGUGAGGCAGAUGACACAGACGCCAAGGUUUCCGAAUUGCGUUCUGUCGUUGCGUACUUGCGCAGAGAGAAGGAGAUCGUCGAGCUACAGCUGGAGCUGAGCAAACAGGAGAAUGCACGGCUGAAGACCCAUGUCGAGCACUUAUCGCACAACCUGGAAGAGACCCGCAAGUCACUCUCCGAGGAACGUGAACGUGCUGUGGAGGCUGCUUCAUCAGAGGCUCAGCACGCCGAGCUUGUCGAGAGGAUCAAUCAACUCACCAUCCUGCGGGAAAGCAAUGCUACCCUCCGAGCCGAUUGUGAAUCGCAUGCAAAACGCGCUCGCGAGCUGGACGUCAAGCUGCGACAAUUGUCCUCAGAGCUGGAUCCCACGAAAGAACAGUUGCGUGUUACGCAAGCUGAGCUUGAAGCGAAGGAUCAACAAAUCUCGCGUUUGGAAGAUGAGAGUCGGAGAUGGAAAGAGCGUAAUUCACAGCUCCUUAGCAAGUACGACCGCAUUGAUCCUGCAGAGGUCCAGUCCCUCAAAGACGAGAUUGACCGUAUAAAGGCAGCCAAGGAAGACAUGGAGAACUCUGCGAAGGAGCGCGAUGAACGCUCAGUUCAGCUACAAGAGAAGCUCACUGCUGCAGAGGCGUCUAUUCGGCACUUGAAGGAUAUUGGUCAGAAGAACAACCAGAAGUACAGAGCAACCUUCGAGAGGUUCGACACGACGAAGGCACAGCUGAAUGCGCAGAUCACCGAGCUACAGACUGGGCUGGAGACUGUUACUGCUGAGAGAGACCAGUUAAAGGCUCAACCUCAGGAACAAGAAUUGACGCAACAGUUGGAAAUGCUACGCUCCGAGAAGGCUGCGCUUGAGAAGGCACUUGCAGACGAAAGAACUGCACACUCCAGUGCUGCGGCUCCUGUUGUCGCUUUGCAGACCACAAUCAGCGAGACAAGCUCUAGCAGAGAAGUCUACAUGGGCCCUCAGCCGCUGUCCAACGAGUCAGCGCAAGCACCGCCACAGUGGGAGAAAAAUUCCGGCCAGAUUCAGGACCUCUCAAAGGCUCGGGCGGCCGAUGGUGAACGAGCUGCCGCGCAACAACAGCCGCUGUCAAUGCCGCGGUCGAGAAGUUACACAACGAGUACAGAGCGCGCCACCCUCUACUCAUCGGACGAGAUUGUCGCUCGGCAUGCGCAGGAGCUGCGUGAUUUCCAGGAGGAGAUGAAGGCUGCUGUCGAGGCUGCGGCCGCUCGCGCAGGAUCUCUGGCCGCAUUGACACCGACUGCCGUCGAACGCGGCAGGAUGGAAGCUGCUGCCAAGGGCAAGCUGAAGGAUCACAGCUUGGAGCUCGAGGCGCAGAUACUUCACUGGAAGCAAAUAGGCGUCAUCAAGGAGACCACACCUACGGGUGCCAAACCCACGGCCGGUAGCUCUGCCGCACCCGCCACGGCCAAGCCCGCAGCUGGAGCCACCGCUACAGCACCUGCGUCCUCCGUUGCCUCCACCUCCGCAGCAGCAGCAACUGGCGCCAAGGCACUUCCCCGGAAGCCAUCGCUGAACGUCGCAGGUCAACCAGCACAAGCUGCCGGGGCCGGACGCGGAAGAGGAGGAGCCGCGCGUGGUGUGGUUCGCGGUGCUGCACAAGGUCUCUCGAUUAGAGGAACAGCGGCAGGUCGCGGUGCACCGGCUCAGCUACCCACGGGGACUGCAGCUGAGAGCAGUGGCGGCGUAGCCAUUAUGGGGGCAGCCAACAAACGUGCUCGGGAGGAAGGCGACGUGUCGUCAGGGGAAGAUUCUCUGGCGAAACGACUCAAGCCUGCUGACGGCGGCAGCAAACCCAUAACGUUACGCCGCGAUCGUGUGCCUCCACCCUCAUAGUACUCUGCGGACAAUCAGUUGCCUAUCUGCCUUGUAGCAUUGCAUUUCUGUCAACCCAUCGCAUCUUGUUAAGUUAUACACUUGUAUCAGUUGGAACUCAGUGUCGCGCAUUCAAUCAUCGCAUUGCAGUAGUGAAAGGGGUCGGACGUGCACCUGAAACUUGAUCGAUGAUCUCUCACAGGGCUUUCAUGCAAAAGUUCUUGCUCUCGAAUCAGUCGGUUCUGUUUGUUUUGUUUCGAGUCUCUGGUCAUACUGAGUACUCUGCGAUUGCUGGCCCCAACAUAGCCCUGAAGUUUUCUGUCGCAAAGUAUGUAGUAACUUCGGCGCAGCACGGUCGCUCUCAUCUGGCACUUAGCCGACAACGCUUUCAGGAACCCUCUAGCGGUAGUCACUAGUCGCAUUUGGAGCAUAAUAGAAGUUGC